Messenger RNA from Callorhinchus milii (elephant shark), 2074 nucleotides. RefSeq names its product alpha-1,6-mannosyl-glycoprotein 2-beta-N-acetylglucosaminyltransferase (gene mgat2). The record is from RefSeq and is a predicted model, not a curated record. Gene Ontology annotation, biological process: protein N-linked glycosylation; oligosaccharide biosynthetic process. Bases 73 to 1410 code for a protein of 445 amino acids. Lineage: Eukaryota; Metazoa; Chordata; Chondrichthyes; Chimaeriformes; Callorhinchidae. The transcript has a single exon. Gene Ontology annotation, molecular function: alpha-1,6-mannosylglycoprotein 2-beta-N-acetylglucosaminyltransferase activity. Gene Ontology annotation, cellular component: Golgi membrane; Golgi stack.
UCCCUCCCUCCUCCGGUUGCAGCGCUCGGGCUUUUGCUCAGGCGACUGAUCCAUCUUAUUCUUGUUAUUAACAUGAGGUGUCGCGUCUACAAGAGGAAAGUGUUGCUCCUGGCGCUGGUGGUGCUGGUCACCGGCUUCGCCUUUUGGACCGGCACCGGCGGCGGGGGCGGCGGCGGCGGUAAACCGAGGAAGAGCCCGGAGACCUACCCGAGGGAAGAUGAGCCGUCCAGACACACGCGAGUCAGCCACGCCGACGCCCUCAGGAAAGCAGCCAACGAGUCCACGACCCCGUCCACGGGCAGGAUCCGGCCGCCAGCCGAGGUGGACAACCUGACGCUGGUGUACCGCGGGGUCGUUUACCAGUUGAACUUCGAUCAGACCGUCAGGAACCGGGAGAAGCCUCGCUCGCCCGGCGACCUGGUGCUGGUGGUUCAAGUGCACAACCGGCCCGACCACCUGCAGCUUUUGAUCCAUUCGCUCCGGAGAGCCAAAGGCAUCGAACGCGUCCUGUUGAUCUUCAGCCACGACUUCUGGUCGCCGCGGAUCAAUCAGAUCGUGGCCGGCGUCGACUUCUGCCAAGUCUUGCAGAUAUUCUUCCCGUUCAGCCUCCAGCUGUACCCGAACGAGUUCCCCGGACACGACCCCAAAGACUGCCCGCGUGACCUGAACAGGAGGGACGCGCUGAAGCUGCGCUGCAACAAUGCCGAAUAUCCGGACUCCUUCGGGCAUUACAGGGAAUCCAAGUUCUGUCAAACCAAACAUCACUGGUGGUGGAAGCUGCACUACGUCUGGGAAAGGGUGAACGUUUUGAAGGAUCAUAACGGGCCAAUGCUGUUCAUUGAGGAAGACCAUUAUCUGUCCCCGGAUUUCUAUCUCGUCUUUAAAAGCAUGUGGAGCCUGAAAACUGAACACUGUCCAGACUGCGACCUGUUAUCCCUGGGGACGUAUACCCGUGUCCUUGAUUUCACUGACAAGGGUAAUAAAGUGGAAGUAAAGACAUGGCGAUCGACAGAGCACAACAUGGGUAUGGUCAUGUCGAGAGAUACAUAUCAGAAAAUGUUAGAGUGCACAAAUACUUUCUGUGAAUAUGACGACUACAACUGGGACUGGACUCUGCAACAAUUGACUGUAUCCUGCCUCCCUCGGCAUUGGAAAGUUAUGGUUUGUGAAGCUCCUCGCAUUUUCCACGCUGGUGAUUGUGGAUUGCAUCACAAGAAAGCUUGCAUGCCAUCUGUUGAAAAUGCUAAAAUUGACAAAAUUAUAAGUACCAACAUGCAGCACUUGUUUCCAGAGGCCAUGGUGAUAAGUAGAACAUAUCCAUUGAUUGCAAUCUCCCCACGUGUCAAAAAUGGAGGCUGGGGAGACAUUAGGGACCAUGAACUUUGUAAAAGUUACCGAAGGCUCCAAUAAUUAUGUGAUUGUUUUUUUUCAAAGUGCCAGAUAUCAUUUUUAAUUGUUACUUUUUGGGGACUGUUACAGAUCAAUUAUGUAAUAUUUGAUUUUCAAGAAUGAAAACAAAUGGUUGACCUGAAUUGCUCAAUGGGUAAAUGCACUGACCAAUGUGAUUCUGAGCCAUGAAGUGCAGGAAAUUUCAGUUGUGACCACUGAUGUGUGCUGUGUGAGCUAUCUCAAUCUGGGUGGCAGUAGAGGGCUGCAAUUGGCCCAGUAUCCUUUGGGCAAGGGAGAGGGGGAGAAAGGGAACCAGUCUUUCUAUUCCUGGGUAAUAUCAAGUGACCCCAGUGGAAAGUCUGCAUAGUAUGGGUGUAUGGGCAUGAUUGGGCUUGGCCUUGAUACCAUGUGAUGAAUAGCUCCUAGUCUCAUUUUCUAGAUCCACACAGUAGAGUGGUGAUUGGAGAUGAGGUACUGGAGGGUUGCCGGCACUUACCCCAGUAUAAGUCUCUGCUUCAGCAGAAGAUGGGGAAUAAAAAUAGAAGUAAGAACAUUUGUUUUGAAAGAAAUGAAAAUAUUGCAAGAGAUAACAUUUUCAUUCUCGACUUGUGUAUGUUCUGGUGACUUAUUAAGGAAAAAAUCAUAAGGGUCGAUGGAACUGUAAAGAAUAAAAUGACAAAAGCAA